Molecule: messenger RNA, 847 nt
Organism: Acanthopagrus latus (yellowfin seabream)
Lineage: Eukaryota; Metazoa; Chordata; Actinopteri; Spariformes; Sparidae
Product: small integral membrane protein 30-like
Exons: 1
Coding region: 86-274 (62 amino acids)
Source: RefSeq, a predicted model, not a curated record
UGAGCGCACCAGGAAGUCCCGCCGUCAUCUGACUGAGAACGCAGGCGCAACCCAAGCUUCCCGAAAAAAAAAACAACAGUUCAACAUGGCUCCCAAACUCGAACUUCCGAGCGCCGCAGCUCUCGUCUGCCUGCUGCUGCUCUCCCUGGUCGCCCCGGCGGAGGCGUACGACGCGGGCGACGCUCUGGCCCUGCUGCUGGGCACCAUCCUCACCGUGGUGGGCUUCUGCGCCUGCCUCGGCUGGUACGCUCGGAAGCGGAACGGACAGCUGUGAUAAGGAGGAGGGAGGAGGAGGAGGGGGACUCUUCUCACCGUCCCGUCCUGCUGUCACCCCCACCGCAUUAUUAUUACCUCUCGGAUGACCCUGAUAUUAUGCACCUUGGCGGCACAAGGUUUGUGUCGAGGCGACCGAUAUGAGACGUGCCUUACAAAGGGAGGAGGAGGAGGAGGGGGCUGAUAAUGCGCAGCGGGAAGCACGUGGACAGGAAACAUCCAGGAAGUCCAGAACCAGGAACUGUUACUCGUUUGCACUGCUGAAGAAUCAAGAGACCAAACACAGCUUGGCUUCUGUAUGGAAAAGCCUGCUUGCAUUUAUUAUUCUUUUUAACUUUUGUUGUGCAUAUCUUGCAUAGUUUUGAAGCGAUCACUGUGAUUCCCCUCUGUGUUGUCAUGUGCGCCUGCAGCGCAGCAUCGCCACUGUUUGAAGCACAAUAAUCUCAAGAAGUGUGGUGGCUGAUGGGACACGAGCGGAGCUGUCGUUGUUGUCGCGAUUUUCUGCUGCUUUAAAAAUGUGUGACAGCGGCUUUCGGAGCCUAAAUAAAUUGAUUCAUUCUGAUGCUCUUCGCAG